This is a messenger RNA of Cervus elaphus (red deer), 5838 nucleotides long. It is a transcript of the gene ST8SIA1, whose product is annotated as ST8 alpha-N-acetyl-neuraminide alpha-2,8-sialyltransferase 1. Lineage: Eukaryota; Metazoa; Chordata; Mammalia; Artiodactyla; Cervidae. The transcript has 5 exons. The record is from RefSeq and is a predicted model, not a curated record. Bases 519 to 1589 code for a protein of 356 amino acids. Gene Ontology annotation, molecular function: alpha-N-acetylneuraminate alpha-2,8-sialyltransferase activity. Gene Ontology annotation, biological process: oligosaccharide metabolic process; N-glycan processing.
GGCGGGGGGGGGGGGGGGCGGGGGGCGCAGCAGCGCGGGAGGCGGGGAGAGGCGGCGAAGGGCGCAAGAGCAUCGCUCGGAAGGGGACGCCGCGGGACAGAUGUCUGGGAGGGAGCUGAGCCUCUCCUCGGACCCACGCCGAGGGCGACGGUGAUGCUGCAGAACCGGCGGGAGCAACACCCCGCCGCCGCCCCCCCCGCCACCCCGCGCUCUCGGAGACCCCGGCGCCCGCCUUCUGCAGGGAGAAACGACCAUGGCCGUAGCUCGUGACUUGCUCCCCGGCCACUUACCCUAGCCAGACAUCCUUGGAAAAGUUGCAUUGGAAAAAAAAAUCUUUGCGCUGACCUUUGGGGUCCUGGGUGCCCAAGGAGCGGGCGUACCAGUGCGUGCAAGAAAGCGGAAGGUGUGUGUGCAUGGGGGGCCGGCGGUGGGGGGACCCUCCGCUGCCGCUGCGCCUAGCCUGGUGCUGAGGCUCCGGCCCUCGCCCCCAACCCCCACCCCGGGACCCCGGGGCUGCGAUGAGCCCCUGCGGGCGGGCCCGGCGACACACAUCCAGAGGGGCCAUGGCCGUCCUGGCGUGGAAGUUCCCGCGGACCCGGCUGCCCGUGGGAGCCAGUGCCCUCUGCAUUGUGGUCCUCUGUUGGCUGUACGUCUUCCCUGUCUAUCGGCUGCCGGACGAGAAGGAGAUCGUGCAGGGAGUCCUGCAACAAGGCACUGCGUGGAGGAGGAACCGGACGGCGGCCGGAAUCUUCAGGAAACAGAUGGAAGACUGCUGUGACCCCGCCCAUCUCUUUGCUAUGACUAAAAUGAAUUCCCCCAUGGGGAAAAGCCUGUGGUACGAUGGGGAGUUUUUAUACUCAUUCACCAUUGACAAUUCAACUUAUUCUCUCUUCCCCCAGGCAACCCCAUUCCAGCUGCCCUUGAAGAAAUGCGCGGUGGUGGGAAAUGGUGGGAUUCUGAAGAAGAGCGGCUGUGGCCGUCAAAUAGAUGAAGCAGAUUUUGUCAUGCGAUGCAAUCUUCCUCCUUUGUCAAGUGAAUACACUAAGGAUGUUGGAUCCAAAAGUCAUUUAGUGACAGCUAACCCCAGCAUAAUUCGACAAAGGUUUCAGAACCUGCUGUGGUCCAGAAAGACGUUUGUGGACCACAUGAAGGUCUAUAACCACAGUUACAUCUACAUGCCUGCCUUUUCUAUGAAGACGGGGACAGAGCCAUCCCUCCGGGUUUAUUACACACUGUCAGAUGUUGGUGCCAAUCAGACAGUGCUCUUUGCCAACCCCAACUUUCUGCGUAGCAUUGGGAAGUUCUGGAAAAGUAGGGGAAUUCACGCCAAGCGCCUGUCCACAGGACUCUUUCUGGUGAGCGCAGCCCUGGGCCUCUGUGAAGAGGUGGCCAUCUAUGGCUUCUGGCCCUUCUCUGUGAAUAUGCAUGAACAGCCCAUCAGCCACCACUACUACGAUAAUGUCCUGCCCUUUUCUGGCUUUCAUGCCAUGCCGGAGGAAUUUCUUCAACUCUGGUAUCUUCAUAAAAUUGGUGCACUGAGAAUGCAGUUGGACCCAUGUGAGGACGCCUCACUCCAGCCCACUUCCUAGGGACUGUGGAAAAAGAAAGGACUGAGCCAGGGUAUUUUUGUUAGGUUUUCUAUGUAACUUCAAAAGGAAAUGAUCAGGUCAUUUCAUGGAUUUGCAUGGACCACUUGGGAAAAAAUGACAACAGAAACCCAAGGGAAACUCUACUUUUACUGUUGGUUUGGAAGACAAAAAAAGAAGUGAACCACCCCAUAAAUGUUUGGCGCAUGGUGGAUUUGCAACUAGUAACAUGCUGAUUAAAUGAUGUUGGUAAAGCACAUUUACAUGAGCAGGUCCAGUUCACAAAUAAGACAAAACUCUAGUUAUUGAAGUCGAGGAAUUAAGGUAGAUUAAAUGAAAUGCCAGAGUAGAAGUGUUAGUGGUUAUCAACCUGAACUGACUUAGUUUAAAAAAAAAAGCUAUCUUAAUCAGACUAACAUUAGAACUAUAGGUUUUUAAAAAAUUCUUACUUAAUUUUGCCCUAUUUAAGGGCAUUGAGUAGGUGAUGGGGUACAUUUUUUAAAAUCCCUUACUGAGUAAUAUGGAUACAAAACGCUACAACUGAUAAUUGUAAUUUGUUGAACCAAGUCUUUGUUAACUAGAGUUCCCCUCCCUUCUAUUUAAAAAAUUGUUAAAUAAGAAUUACUUCCUCCCCUUUUGUCAAGUCCACUUAGACAAUGUGAAACAUUGGUGAAUUUAGAUUGUGUUGAUUCAUUGUUAGGAGGACGAGUCACUUUCCCUCCUCAGAAUUUAGGGCAUAAACUCAGUUUUAGGUCUGCAUUAUGCAAGCCUAUUUGCAUUAUUAUUGUGUGUGCUCAGUCGCUCAGUUGUGUCCUACUCUCUGCAACCCCAUGGACCAUAGCCUGCCAGACUUCUCUGUCCAUGGGAUUUGGAGUGGGUUGUCAUUUCCUAUUUCACAGGAUCUUCCUGACCCAGGGACCGAAACCCACAUCCCUUGCUUAUUAUUUUAGUGCAAAAAACUACAAAUGCAAGUGCAUUAUUUGUUUGCAAAUUGGCAUAAUUGUCUUCAUAAUUUAAUGUUCAGAGAUGAAGUAAAGCACAAUGACAUCAAGCUUAGUCUCUGGAAGACAGACCGGAAGUACUUCCUUUUCCUUCUGCCAUGGUAAAUAGGUUCUCUCCAAGAUGAAGCAUAUGCAUGCACACAUAAAAGCAUGCAUAGACUCAUGUACACUCAUACACACACUCAGACAAAGUUCAUUCCUGUGCAGCUAUGAAAGCAGAACCCAUAUGACCUGGGAUAGCAGAAAUCUGUAACUGGUGUUGGAGAGCUAUGAAUGCAUUACGUACUACCUACCACACCUUGCUAUGAGACAAACCAGCUUACUGGUUGCUGCUGUAAUGCUCAUACCAGCAUGAGAUGUGAGCCUUACCCCCAAAUCACUCCAAAUGAACAGAACUGUUUUAGUGUAUGUGACUCCCCCCCACCAAUAUCUCAUGAGUAAAUCCUGUGUUGCAUAUGGUCAUCAACACAUGGUUCACACCAGUAAAGGGAUGUGAGUUAGUAGUUGUUGAUUCCCAUAGUAACAGGACAGCUUAAAAGGCUCGUUACCUCAGCUUUGACACACCGCACCCAAACUCUGUUGACAGAUUACAGGCAGUCAGAUGUGUUUACAUACAGAGAAAGGGAAAAACAACCUCACGUGGUCUUUGUGUUGGGGGAUGUCUUAAUCUAAAAGGAGACAGUACAUUUCACUAACUUGAUUCUUUUAAGUGUCACCAGAAUGUAGGUAAACUGUACCCAAAAGUUCUGCUUCAUUUUCCUUGGAAAAGACUUAGUAUACAAUGUAGACUCAACCAGGUGGCAGUGUGGGGUGGGUUCAUUUAAAUAAUACCGAGAUGACAAAACUGUUGGAAAAAUUCUACAUCAUUGGGAUGUGGUGGCGCUCAGUCGCUCAGUCGUGUCUGACUCCUUGCAACCCCAUGGACUGUUGGCCGCCAGGCUUCUCUGUCCAUGGACUUUUCCAGAAAAGAAUACUGAAGUGGGUUGCCAUUUCCUACUCCAGGGGAUUUUCCUAUCUAGGCAAUUUCUAAAUAAGAUUUAAUUUUGAGGUUAUUAUAGAGAUCAACUGUUAAAAUAUGACUGGUGACAUAACACAGAUUCUGUUGAUACUUAGAAAGUUAAGAAUUUAAGAGUAUUGAUUCUGAGCAGAUCCGAUUUGCUUUUUUGAUCCUAUUUGGCAGCAAAAAUGUAAUGAGAAUGUACUAUGAGUGAUUUGCAUUAAAUUUGCACGUCUGUGCAAUCCUGAAUAUAUUUCCUCUUUUGAGCUAUUAUUAUUAUUUAAUAACUACCUGAAAAGGAAUGCAUUUUUACUAUACAUUUCAUCAAAAUAUAAAAGGCCUAACAAAAAUCACACAUAAAAGUUAAUAAAAUAGAUAUCACUCAAAUUAGUGCUUUAAUUGUUGACAUUGUUAAAAUCAAUAAUUAAAGAACUCCAUCGAACUCAUGUGUCUUGGCUCCAUUGAAGAUAUCUUCUGGAAAUUUUGCAUUUUGUAAUUCCUAGGCUAGGUUUGUGCAAGAGAUUUGUACAGUGGUUAGUUGUACAUUUGGAGCCUCUGAAAGGCAAGCAAGUAGACAGAGAAUAAUUAGAUCAUGGCUUCUUAACUGGGGUGAUUCUCCUCUCCUGUCUGGUGACAUUUGCCAGUGUCUGCAGACUUCUUUGUGGGAUCUUAGUUCCCCCACCAGAGAUGGAACCCAGGCCCUUGGCAGUGAAAGCUCAGAGUCCUGACCACUGGAUCACCAGGGAAUUCUUAGGAGAUAUUUUUGAUGGUCAUGGUUUGGAGGGUGCUGCCAGCAUCUAAUGGAUAGAGGCCAGGGGUCCUACUAAAGAUCUACAAUGCAUAGAGCAGCCCCCCAACAAAGAAUUACCCACGUGAAAAUCCUAGUAGUGCCAAGGUUGAGAAACCCCAGAUUAGACCAAAAUGAUAUUUUGAUUAUUCCUUAUUGUCUUCACUUACAUGUUCAUGUCAUUCAAAGUAUGACUACAAUUUAAUGAGAAUGUUUUCUCAGAGUAGAUUACAGCUUGGCAUUAUUUUAUAGUGAUAGUUCACAAGUAUGCCAUACAGAUUUCCUUUCCUGUGGUUAGAUAGAUAUAUCUCAAUCUAGGAGUUGAGAGUGUGUGUGCUUAUGUGUGUGUACAUGUGCUUAUAGCAUAAAGUUAGUAUAUCCAUCCUUACUGGAAUAUAUGUGUUCCUAAGUGAGGAUCUUUCUAGAAUUAUCUUUCACAGUACUCUGGCAUACUCUAUUACUCUUAAGUUAAAUUCUAAGUUCCCAUUAUUUUAUUUUCUUGAAAUUGAGACCUUCAGAAUUGGGCCUCAUUAUUUGCCAAAUUUGGUUGAUUACAUUUUAAUGUUACUGACCCUUAAGAUUCAGCUCAGAAGAGAUUUGGGUUGCAGUAGACACAUUUCAUAAGAAAGUAUUUCAUCACUUUUGAUGCACCUGCAAGGAGAAGGCAUCAUCCUCUAACAUAUUAGUCUAAUUUUUAAGUUAUAUUUUAGUGGCAAAAAUUAGGUUGCUCCAUGGGGAUAAAUGAGGGAAUGAAGAGACUGAAAAUGAGUACCUGAUGUGGAUUUUUAUUUUUAUUAGCUCCAAUUGGAGAACUGCACUGAUGUUAUGGAUCAUGAGUAAGAAAGACUUCUGUUUGAUUUUAAUUAGACUUUGGUCAAAUUAAGAUGCCUGAAGGAUUAAGUCUUUCAUAAGAAAGUAAUUUUUUAUAUGAAAGAUUUUUUAUGGAAGAAGACCCUGGACACAUGCUUUCUAUAGUAUUUGACCAACCAUUUAUACAGUAUUGUGCAUCUAAAUUGAAAGUAACACAAGAAGUCAAGGAGUGCUUCCUGGAUUUUGUUUCUGUAUAGUUCACUUUUACUUAUUUUAACAAGGGCAAAUGAUUCAAAAUGAUCCAGAGUGACAGAUGUUCAAACAGUACUCUGUGUUUGGCUUUGUGAUGUUUUAUGCCCUUUUCUGGACUAAAAACCUUGUUUAGGUUAAAUAUAACUUGUACCUGCAGCAAUGGGCAACCUGGCUUAAAAAUCUAUAUGGAAAAUAACUGGGGAAAUCCUAGGAUUCUGAAUUUGCCAAAAGUAUUCUAAGAUUAGUCCAAAGCUUUACAGGAGUGUUAGUGAUCAUUUCAAAUAGAAACAAUAACCCAUGACAUUGUCAGCAACUCAGGUUUGUCAUUUUAUUAUAUACCACCUCCUGUUUCUCCGUUUGGAAAAUCAGUCACCUAGGGUUUUCAUUUCUAUAUUUAAAAAUACU